Messenger RNA from Bolinopsis microptera, 12088 nucleotides. RefSeq lists its product as uncharacterized. Lineage: Eukaryota; Metazoa; Ctenophora; Tentaculata; Lobata; Bolinopsidae. The record is from RefSeq and is a predicted model, not a curated record. The transcript has 46 exons. The coding region runs from base 77 to 11113 and encodes 3678 amino acids.
AGGGCAAAUGUUCAUGGGUCAGGUGAACAGACCUCAUCAGUGGAUUGUAAUUUACAGUUAAGAAAGAGUGAAGAUAAUGAUCAACACACAAGUCCUUCUUGUCAUUGCUACAUGGAUUUGCACAGUUUUGUCAGAGGUUUCUGUUUUCUUACCUUACGGUAAUCAUGUUGGAAUUGGACUAUCCUUCCCUAUGGUUAUAACUGUGAAGCCUGAUAAUUGUGUCAGCUGUCCUUUGAUAAUUGAAGUGGUUCCACCCUACUUUACCAACUCACAGAUAAACCAACCUAUGCUCAACCUCGAGAAUUGCAUAGUUAGGUAUAUUGGAUCAAAUGUAGUUAGUAAGUCUAUCACUGCUGGUGACACAGUUGAAUCAAAUAACUUCAUCAAUAUCAUUGAUGGUGUUCUGUCCAUCAACUUUGGAAAUGUCGAUGUGCCAGCAGGAAGCACUGACUCCGAGAUAAUAGUUUCGUUAGAUCUCAGAGUGAGGAAUAUGUACACCAUACAAAACUUCAAUGUUCUCACUCUGCAAAUCAAGGAGCAGCUUGAUAAUCAGUUCAAUUUCGUGAAGGAAUCUCUGCAAGUUGUGAAACCCGAACUUCCUCGUAUCCAGACAUUUGAACCUGAAGAUUCGAGAAUGUUGUACCAGAGCAAAGACGAGCCAGCUAUAAUCUUCAGCGUCAAACUACCAGUGACAUCAGCCACACCAGUCUACAACAUCUCUAUAACCUGCAGUGUUAGGGAUGCUUCUCCUAACUUCCGAACUGCAACUACCAACCCCAACAGUGUCAGCAUCGUUGUGGUGGAACAAGACGGAGUGGAACUGAUACACUUCCAGGCAGACGAGUUAAAACCAGGUCACGUGAUAGUGGGCAGGUUUGGGGUGUAUCUCCACAACACCCUUCCUCCAGAUAAACUCAACAUGGACAUGAGUGUGGUGUCCUACAGUGCUCCCAUUCAGAAUAACGGCAGACAGCUGGAUACUGUUCAGAGUAAUCUGAUCGUACCAGUGAAGCUAAAGUACCCAGUGCUAACACUGGUAGAUUACCCUGAAGCUAGUUUGGUUGGGGUCCCCUUCAAUGUCACCCUGUCAGUGGAGCUUCCACCUCUUCUGGUUAACUAUAAGGUCGAGUUUUCUGCUGUUUUCGGAGUGAGUUCCUCGUUGACGUUUAUCAGUGUGACAGAAGACAACAAAGCUAUCGAAGGGAGUAAAACAAUCACGGAUAAUAUGGUUAUCAUAGAGGGUGAAGGGGUAUUAGAAGAAGAAACAAGAGUUUUGUACACUAUCACUGCACGUGUUAAACCUUCGUUACAAACUCGGAAUAGCAUCUUGAUGAUUGCCGGUCUAACGUACAAAACAGACAGCAAGACGAAAUCACUAGAAAAACUAGAAAAACAGAUGGUAGUACAGCACCCGGCACUACAAGUGGAGAUAACCUCAAGUGAAGCAGAGUACGUGACCCUGGGUGAGGCUGUGUCCUACCUCCUUACUGUCACACACCUGCCUGGCUCAGUAGCUGACGCCCAUCAGAUACUGCUCAAUGUGGAGUUGUCUGUUCCGGGGAUUUUGAACUGUGAGGAGCAGAGUUUGUCUGUUUCUCAGCUUUCUGGAAGGAAGGUUCAGAUAUCAGAAGAUCACCUGGGAGUUGGAGAGGUUCUAAAAAUACAGAUAUCAGCUACACCCACCUCAGAUGACAUGCUUCAAAACAAGAUGAAACUUCUUGUCACUUACUCCUAUCAAAGUUGUCCAGCCUCUUUCUGUCAAACGUAUGGUUUGGUAUCAUCGAAGGAAAGCAUUGGCUUGAAGAUCCACUCAAGUGACAUUGGUACCGAGUUCCUGCCGUCCUGUGCCGCUGUAAAACACCCCUUCUCCCUGAAGAUAAUCCCCGUAAGGGAUGCUGACAUCUGUGAAUACAACGCCACAAUUACCCUCCCCAGCACUGAGAUAAUAUUUCAGUCUGUUGUGACAUCUUCCCAAUUGCCAAUAUCUGUUAAAACAGAAGGUCAGAAGGUCAGAAUUCACUUCGAUUCACCCAACCAAAAAGUCGAAAAUUUGGAAGUUGUCUUUGAUUCUGAGGUUGAAAACCCAGGGAGGAUUCAUACAUUUGUACUGAGAUCGUCUUUCAAGAUGUGUGAUUCUGACUUGAUCAUGGAAGAAACCACCAACCCUUCUAUCGAGAUAGCAGAUGCAGAUGUUGAUAUCACUAUCACAGCUUCUACACCGACUGUUCAAUGCAAAACAGAGUUCACCUACAAAAUAUCUCUUCAAUUUGACAAGCCCAUCCCUGUAUACGGCCUGUCAGUCAGGGUUUUCAAUGAUUUCGUGAAAUUUACCACCAGUGACAGUAGAAUCACCCAAAAUAACGACGGAUUCACUCUUCUUGUGCCUCAACUGGACUCAGACACAACGUUCAAUGUUUCUGGAACGGCUGAAGGGGUAACACUAUCCACCGAUACAACUGCCUCUUGGAGUUAUCAAUACUUUUCUGCUCGUGAAAAUGGAAAGGUCUACUCAGGCUCAUUCUCUCUACCCGAAACUAAGAUAGACCAGCCUACGUUCACCUCAUUCAUUGAGAACAAAGUUGCCGGGAAGAUCACUAUUGGCGAAGAGUUCGUUUUUGGGAUAGAGGUGAUCACAUCGGAGAUGCUAACAGACUUUGUCAUCAGAUUACAACUGCCCGAGUGUAACGGUGAUAAGUUAUUUGAGGUUGUUGAAGUGCCGAGUCCGGUGGUAGGGGACGAUGUUUUCCUAACAACCAUUCCCAAUCAUCAAACCAGUAACCGGCUGUUGGAGAUCUGGCUGCAGACUGACAACAGGGCUAAUUCCUUCACGGAUAAAGGAGAUCUGUUGACUCAGAGAGUUACGUUUAGGUCGCUUUUCUCAAUGUUACAAUGUCAGAAUACUAAAUUUCCUCUGACUUACACUGUAGACUUUGGACUGGCUCCUAAUUUUGAACGUUUCGAUGAUACUAAAUAUCUUAAUCUCUCUGGACCUGAUCUGAAGACAGAAUUCAGCAUCAUUCCAUCGUUGGAGAGGUCACGUGACGCAAAGGAUCUAACACUGUUCGACCUCAAACUUUGGCACACUGCCCAAUCAUCUGCCCCUGCUUAUAACAUUACUGUGGAACUUGUGUGUGAAGAGUUGAACGUGCUGAGUUUCAAUAUAAUGACGCCUCCUCCUCUUGGUUUGAAGCAGGGCGCUGUCUCUGUUAGGUUCGCAAGGCUCUCUGUUGGAGAGACCUUCACUGCCAUCGUUAGGGCGGAAUUGAAGCAAGAUGUACUGGUGUCACGUGCUGUGACAUGUGGAGGCAAGGUGGAGUACAUGUCCAGUGAUAAUGAGCCCAGCCUCAACUACAUUUACACAACCACAUUCGAGUCUGAUGAGAUUCAGUUGGCUAAACCUGCUGUGUCUCUGUGGGAUGUGGGCAGUCAGGGAAAUAUUUACGAUUACAGAUUUGCUCGUGACUUCAAUGACUUUGACCAAAUUCCUGUUGAACGACUCAACUACAUUUUAGAGUGCUUUCUUGUUUCUGUUGGAUUUGACUUGAAGAUGAAGACUAUGUAUUCUGUCUUUACCGCUUUAAACCGAAGAUUGAGGGAUUGGGACGAAGAUUUGGACCUUUUCACAACGAAACGGUUUGCUCAUUUCCGUAAUGUUCUCGAUGGAUACUGUAAAACAAAACAAUCUGAGGAGGAUACUACAGUGAAAAAAGCAGACAUCAUCACAGAAUCGGAUGAGAAGCUACUAUGGAGAAAAGCUUUCGGUGUAGAGACAGGAAACAAACUGCUCUUCACUCUCAUUUAUCUAAUGACCAAAACUUUCGCUAUAAGAGGUGGAGAUGAACUUUAUCAGAUGAGUAGCGACUCCAUCACGAUACAAACAACCAGUAACUCCCACAAGAUUACCUACACAGAAAGGAGGAGUAAAAACAAGCAACCAGGACUCCAAAACAUCAACAAGCAGAAAAAAAUAGUCACACAUUACGACCCUUUAGGAAAAACCAACACCCUGGCUUACUGUCUUCUGCUUUAUCUCCGCUACUCUCACCCAGAUGUCACAUCAAAGAACUCAACCCUCCCGCUCUUCAAUCACCCUCACAAAUCUCCUAUUAUCCUUGGACCUGAUCUGAAGACAGAAUUCAGCAUCAUUCCAUCGUUGGAGAGGUCACGUGACGCAAAGGAUCUAACACUGUUCGACCUCAAACUUUGGCACACUGCCCAAUCAUCUGCCCCUGCUUAUAACAUUACUGUGGAACUUGUGUGUGAAGAGUUGAACGUGCUGAGUUUCAAUAUAAUGACGCCUCCUCCUCUUGGUUUGAAGCAGGGCGCUGUCUCUGUUAGGUUCGCAAGGCUCUCUGUUGGAGAGACCUUCGCUGCCAUCGUUAGGGCGGAAUUGAAGCAAGAUGUACUGGUGUCACGUGCUGUGACAUGUGGAGGCAAGGUGGAGUACAUGUCCAGUGAUAAUGAGCCCAGCCUCAACUACAUUUACACAACCACAUUCGAGUCUGAUGAGAUUCAGUUGGCUAAACCUGCUGUGUCUCUGUGGGAUGUGGGCAGUCAGGGAAAUAUUUACGAGUACAGAGUGGAAGUGGAAGUACCAGAAGGAAAGCUCUCAUCACUGAUAAUAACCCUGAAUGUGGGAAUGGGUAUCUUAAUAAAGGAGUGUCAGAUUGAUCAUCUCUCCCUGACUUCCACUCAUCAAAACGCUGUAAUUAUAAGUAACGCCGCUGCUGAAGUUAACUUGGGGGAAGUCUAUAAUAGACCUGAUAAUUUAAAAACCGAGAAGGAUAAAGUUUCCCUAAAGAUAAAGUUAGAAAAAAGCCCAUUUCCAUUCGCUGACCUCAGCCUUGUAUACACCACCCUGGACGGUGAAAGAACUAAAACUUUUGCUGUUUCCUGGAAGGAUGAGUGCAAUUUGCUGUUGAAUCUGGUUAGAAGAGACGAGACGGAGUUUGUGGAAGGAGGAGACGAGAUCAGGUACGAUGUGGUGGUUUCACACGAUAUCAGAUCUCAAGUUAACUGUGUUAACGGCAGAAUAUUCCUUCUUCUCGACUACUGUGACAUCCAGAUGCCAGAACAAUUGGAAAUCAGAAGUAAAAAGGGCAUUCGUAAGAUGGUUUAUAUCGAGAAAAGCGAGGAAUCUGCAAUAUUUGCAUUGGACUCUAUCGAAUUAGGAGACGAAUACACAGUUCCGAUAACAGUCCACAUCUCGGACACCAUCCACCCCGGCACCAAGAUCUCCCUCCAAUCCUACAUCAUGUACAGGUCGGACUCUCCGGGUGCUCUCCAGAGGAGAAGCAAGACCAGCUACCCUGACAGUGUGUUGAGCAGUGUGCCUCAGACUACUGCUAUUCUGGUGACACAGCACAACAGUGACGCUGUCUCUAUUGGGGAGACGGUGCAAAUAUCGUGUCUGAUAUCUAUACCUAGGGGUAUGCUUGAUCUGUCGGUCCAUGCUUCUGGCGAUGGAACUGAUUCAGUUCUCAUGACGGGGAUCUCAAGUAAUAUGACUUCUCUGACUUAUGAGAACCUGCAGAUAACUAAAGGUUUAAACCAUGGGUUGAUGAGCUACACAAAGCUUUACAAUCCUCCUGAAGAUCCUGUCCGUAAUGUGCUCUUCACAAUCGCACCUCAGAUUUAUGACUCCGAUGUGAAUGUGGACGGGAGAAAGCUUUCGUUGAGACUUGUCAUAGGAUAUUCUCUUACAGAGAGGGAUAUGAUUGAGGAUGUCAUCUUGUUUACACUGAAGAUUGUCGAACCGGUUCUGGAGGUAAUGUCUUCGGUGACACCGUCUCUGGAAGCAGAGCUUGUCUACAUUACCUUGCACUACUCGCAUAGUACUCCGCCAUACCUGAAAACUUCCAGUGCUAACGCUUAUAGUGUUAAUUCUACCAUAUCUCCCGCCUUUUCUUGUACAAGUGACCACGCUGAGGUGUCUGUGUCCAGCAACACUGUUGUCAUCGACGUUUUGGAACUCGGCCAAGAGCUUAAAAUCCAGUUGUCAUGUCAAUCUUCUCCAUCUAUGGAACUCGGAAAACGCUCCGAGAUUGUAAUCGACUCAACUUACUCCAGCAACUCAUUAAACGGACGCUCCGCACAUCAUCGAGUUAAAACUGGAUUUGUCUACAAAAGCCAAGACCCUGUCCUAGACCUAAGCAUCUCUGGCCUGGACGGCGAGAACAAGAUCAAGCUGAAUGAGAAUGUCGCUGUUGAACUUUCCAUCAGAUUGCCAGUUGGUGUUUUUCCAGGUUCUAAAAUGAACUGGAGGUCCUCUGAAAACUUAUUGUUCGUGGUAUACGAGUGUUUGUUUGAAGGAGCUGAUGUCAUUACCAAGAUCUCCAUGAAUAGUCUCGGUCAAGUAGCAGAGAUGGGACCGUUAGUGAAUGAUGAAAGUGGACGGACUAUCGUGUGUGUUGGAGAUCUGACCACAGUUGGAGAACUCAUGACAAUGCCUGGAGGGGUGACAGUUGCAGUGAACUACGGUAUCAACACUGCCAUCAUCUCACGAGCCAUCCAGAUAACAGUUCCCAGACUUCAAGUUGAUUUUGAAGUAGCUGAUGGUAGGGAGGUAUCCGGGAAUGAAAUUAUCACAACAAAGUUUACUAUAUCCCAUAUGGGGGAGUCGUCGGGUGAUGCGUUUAACUUUUGGUUGAACUCUACUACAGACGGUGCUAGUAUUGGUGGUAGUAAUGAACUUAACACUCCUCUUGGACAGGUGACACUCUCCGAUACCCGGUCCCUCAGUUUCACCCUAACAGUGAACCCUAAUCUCCUCCCUCUCUCCCCGGUGUCCCUCACCACCAGAUUCAGUUACUCGACUAGUCCUACUAGUGGGGCUUACUACACUCUCCCUGAGUUACAAUUUAACGAGCUGAGGAUCAGGGAUAUCAAGCUGGAUGUCACUACUUGUCAGAACCAAAAUAAGGUAUCGGUUGGAGGUCUUGGUUUCAUCUGCAUCACUAUAACCCUACCUGUGUGCCGAACUGAUCUUGAUAUCAACGUGAAACAUCCCCUGUUAAACGAUAGGGAACUGGCUGAGGUGGUUGAUGGUGCAAAGGUCUCAUCGGGCAACCCCAUCUCCACAUCCUUCAAACAGAGGGCAGUCCGGCACCUCAUAACCAGAACAGACCUCAGUAUCCAGGAUAUCACCAACACUGGCUCGGAGCCAGAUACUCUGUCCUUACAAUUGCCCAUCCUCGUGUUUGCUGACGAGGAAGUUUACGAUAAUGAUCUGGUGAAAUUUACUCUGGUGAUAAAUCACAAAGUUUUUGGCGGGAAGAAGGAAACCAACGCGGAGGUAUCUUUUACAGUCACAGAACCCAAGUUGAGUUUAAAGGUGACCAUCUCAGAUUCAAGUGACGAAAAAUACCAAAAAGAUGAUACGAUAACAAUCAGCUACACCAUCCGCCAUACCCCAACUUCCUCAACUCCCGCCUACAAGUUAAAGUUAAAAUCUAACAGCACCAUGUUCCGUGAGUUAUCCGCUGGUGUGAUUGCCUCUAAACUGGAGAGUGGAGAGGAGAAGGAAGGGAGUGUCUCCCUAGUUCUUGGAGAGUUGCCAGAAUUUGGGGCGGUUGAGGAAGUGAGGUUGGUGUUGGAGUAUUGUAGUACUCCUACUGAUGUGGGGAGGAAGUAUUAUCUGGUGGAGACGGCGGGUAGCAUUGGUAUCAGCGGUGUUUCAGCAUCCAUUAACCUCUCCCACGAACGAAUUCCUAUUGGACAAACCUUCACAAUUUUCGUAAAUACCGACAUGCCGAAAGGAAAAGGAGAUGUGAACAUAACCGUGAACUGUGAGGAUCACUGUCAGUUCCUAACAGAGUUGAAACUGUUGACAGAGUUGAAUUCAGCAGUUGUGAAAGGAAACACGUUGUUAUUGUCUGACAUGACCGGAGGUCGGGAGCUCAAAAUGGAAAUUAACGGAUAUUUGACUGAUGAAAGCAUGAAAAACGCUAACAUAACAGUUGAUAUCAACGGCAAGGUUGUGACACAUCAUCUGAUACGUGUUGCUGAGAUUUCUCUUAAGUUUGAGAAUCUUAAAGGUGAUAGAAAGAUGGUGGACGCAGGUAAUAACGUUGAGAAAUCCUUCGACCUGGUCUUCAACGGUACCGUGUACGAUAUCAGAACCAGUCUCUCAUGCAACUACACACAUUCCACCGACUUAUCUUGUCAAGAUAACAAUUGCACUAUCACUGCAACUAUCAGCAAUAAUAUCCCAGAUGCUACACCAGUCACCUGUGAUCUGACUGUUACAGCUAAAUCUCACCCUCUUUACGGGAGAGGCUAUGAGUUUGUGGAGACUAUUGAAAUUGGUCACUCUCCGUCUGUAGAAGUUUCGUUGGAGCCAGUGGAUAGUUCUCUAUCUGUUGGGAACUCUCUUGAAAGUUUACUGAGGAUAAAUGUGUCUGAAGUGGUAGCAUUUGUAGAGGUUGAGGUUCUGUGUGGAAAUGACGAGGACUUUAUUUUGACUGAGGUUGAGUUAGUUAGAUCUCUUGAAAGCGUCAUCGUGGUUGAGGGUAAACGAGAACUGGAGUCCUCGUGUGCCAAGAUCAGCUUGUCAUUCUCUCCAUCGGUUCCUACUGACCAGCUGAAAUAUCAGAUUGUUACCCUAAAGAGCAGCCUUAUUCUCACCAAAAUGAACAAUAACCUGGCAGUAAUGAACUACAAAAUCAUUGUCGGAUCUGAAGCAUCAGACCUAUUAACACAGAAAAUAUCAACCUGUACUCCAAGUGUUACCAUAGAUUCUUCUCUCGUAUCUUCUGGGUCACCGUACAUCAAAUCAGAAGAAGAGAUAUCCUACAAAAUCCUUGUCUCCAAUACAGCCAGCUGCUCUUUCUUCAUUAAAACUUUGGAAUACCUCAUCAAGCCCACUGAUGCUAGCAACAUUGAAAAGAGAAAUGUUAAUAUUCAGUCUGAGGAGACGCUAGAAUUCCAAUUUGAUAUCAAGAUGUUUCCGGAGAAGCUCAUGAUGCUUGAACCUGUGUUGACGGUUCUUGUUGGAACUUCACUGCUCUCUGAGUUUUCUCUCGACAUCAGCCGCGAUAUGGUGCUGCCCCGAGCGUACCUUAUCUCACCGGUGGUUAUCCUAACUCCUCCUCAAUUCUCUCUCCUGCCCCAUGAGGUCCUGAAGGUUACACUAGACCUAUCUAUUCCUUAUCUUGUUGGAGGUACUGGACAGAUUGAUGUUACUAGUUCAACUAUUGGGUGUGUCCUCCUGUUCUCGAGUAUACGUUUUACAGGUUCAGAUCUAUCAGUUUCCCAGCUAUCAUCCCGUGCUAUCCAGAUCCAAUCCUUCUCCGUCUCCAAACGUAGCCAAGACUCAUACCUCCUCACGUCUACCUCCCUCCUAUCCCUGAUAUACACUCUGGAGGUGCCAGAAGAGCGGGAUCAGUACGAGAUGAGUCUCACUACCACUCUGGGAGAGUCGGAGGUGGCGAUCAGUAGGACGGUUGAAGUAAGGACACCUCGUCUGGUGGUGAAGAUGGAGAGUGGAGACCGAGGUGUUGGGUACAUUCCUGGAGACAUUGUCUUGCUCUCACUCACUGUGUCGCACAGUGAAGAUUCGCGGAGUGACGCUGAACAUCCCGUAUUAUUGGUUAACACUCCCCACAUUUGUGAAGACAGCACUGUUCUUACUGGACUAGUUCAGGUUAAAACUAUAAACAGCACGACACAAUCAGUUUCAUUACCAGACAUCUCACUUGAAGAGGAGAUACUUAUCUCGAUACAAUGUGAGAUACCAGACACGACUGAUACGGAGGGAAAGAGUUACACCUACAACGUCCUUCUUAAUUACAUGAGUCCAAGUUUUGAUUCAUCCGAAGAGGGUUGGAAUUAUAGUAAAGCUUUCCAAACAAACUUACAGCUUGGAGAGCCGGAGAUAAGUUUCAACAUAACAACAGUCCCUACACCGGAAACAUUACAAUCUAUCAGAUGCAAGGUUCUCUUAAGAAAAGGAAGCUCUGAUCUGACAGUUUACCUGGAGCUCUCAGAGGAUCUGUCAAUACAAAAACUAAGUCUUGUGGAGGUGGGGGCAUUCCUGUCUUUUGAAGAUGAUGACGUGUAUGAUGUGAGUCUUGAUGAUGGAACGUUCGUGGAGGCAACUGAAGAUGGGCUUACUCUGUCCUUAGGAGAGGUGAUAUGUAGCAACGAAACGAAGGACAGAAGAGCUAACUCGUUUGUACUGGAGCUCUCUGUGUUCAUCAACACCUCCCACAAAACGGAUCAGUACGUGACUGGAAGUGUCCGGUUUGGCAGAGGAGAAGACACGGCCACUCUACCGGUAAAAGUUCAGAUCCCAGAGCUGGACGUGAAUAUCCAGUGUGAGGUUGACGGUGCUGAUUGUGGUGACGUUAUUGAAGUGAACUCUAAAUCUCUUGUAACUUACAUCGUGACUAUUUACCACACAGUAAACUCAACCGGACCAGCCUACAAUGUCAUGCUGCAACUGUACGUUUCUCUCUUCGACCUGGAAGUUAUCUCUACAGAUGCUCCAACCGGAACAGUAGAAAGGUCAGGGCUGGGAGUGAAACUAUCUAAAAGGGAGCUUCUGACGACGCAAACCAUUGUGUGGCAAACUGUUCUGUCAGUCAAAAACUACAAAUCAUUCAGUGACUGCUCAACUGCCAUUGUAUCAUUGUACGAUAAUUCGGAAACAGACAACAAUGGACCAAAAAUGUUGCCCAUCAUAAUCAACAACUUUACUCCGAAACACGAAGAAACCUUCCCGUCACCAGAAAUGUACGGUAAAGGGAUUCUGGGAUCACGUGAUCAUGACACGCUGUACAUUUGCAACACUUCCUGCUCUGCUGUACUGGGGGGAGGCGUGCUGGUGAAACUCAACUCUGCUAUUCACAGCCUCAUUGGUCUAACAGUAACUAGGACUCAGUACAUGCUAUAUGGGAUCUCACAGAGUGGGGCCUAUGUUAUGUCUACUUCGUUGGACAACUGGAUCUCGGUACCUCCUCAAAUCUGGACAGAAGCUGGAGACAAGGCUGGAGACAAGGUUACACCAAGGACUGGACCCUGGCCUCAAACAGUGGACACUUCAACGGGGAUACGAUACACAGCUACAGAAGAAGGAGUCAGUGAUGGAGAUGCUCUUAUAUUUGUGUGGUAGUCAAGUUCGAGCAUGUUCCACGUGCGCGCGCGUGCCACGUGGUAUGCGAGUUAGAAUGCACUUUUGGACUGACUAAACUUACUGAGGCGAACAUGCUCAAAACUACGUAUCGUUUUCAACGAUUUGGAUCCAGCGUUUGAUGAUAGGAAUGAAAUUGAAAACUCAUAUAAGAACAAUCCAAGCUGAACACUUAUUAAGCCCGUUUUGAUCCGGGAUAAUUGGUUUUACCUGUUUAAUCAAGGAUAUUUAAAAACUUUUCGUUUACUUUUUAGCAAGCUAGCUAUCAUAAUCGAAGACAGGGUAUCGAAUAUGUUCGCCAGUAAUCAUAAGAUGAAUAAGUGUUCUGUGUGAAUUGAGAAACUGCACUGCAGUGACAGUGCUUCCCAUUUAAUGAAGAAAUAAAGUGCUUGUUGAGUAUGCUAGCCCAAUAUGUACUAUCAAAAAACUUAAACAAGUUUUAAGAGUGAGGAAAGAUCUUUUUGAGUAAUUUUUAUGAUUAUUGUUAGUUUUUAAUUGACGAAGCUGUGAUAUGUGCGGCAGAGUGUAGCGAUUUAGCGUUUUAGGUUGACGGACGAGUCUUUCUGAAGACUCGACAAAUUUUUAACAGUAGCUAAGACAGUUAGAAUCGGUGAUCAAUUAGAAUCAGCGAUCAGUAGAUUUUGAUGAUUAUAUCAAGAGAGUGUUCUACAAAACAAUUAUUCAGUGUAUGAGAUCCGCUCAUAUUUGUCUGGGAGUUAAGCGGAAAUUAAUAAUUUUAAUAUUUUAAUCUGAGUUUUGUCAUCAUGUUGAUUCUACUUUAUACACAAGUUUAACACAAUAGGAAACACACUUAUAUCAUCAUUUUUUGCACGAUUUACCUCGCGAUGAGUAAGAGUAUGUUUGAGGUGUCAAGAUCUUUAAAUUGUGUAACUGAUUAUCGACAGAAAUGUCCAUUAUAUAUAAGAGUUUUAAAAGUUUUCACGCGAAAUCUCUGUC